CCCUCAGCCUUUCUUUCUCUUAAUCUCUAUCCCGCCCCCCUCCGCCCCUUCUUUCUUAUCCCUACCGGAAACGGAACCAACUCCAACCCGGACACUCUCUUUCGUCCAGGGAGCCGGGGAGCCAGCAUUCCCGCAAAGUCCAGUGGGGAAUAUCCCUAAAACAAAGGAACAGGAACUCCAGGUGGGGACGAAGAAGCACUUUUUUGCCCCACAUUUGCCCCUUCUCCCUCACUCCCCCUGGUCCUCCCCUGUUCACUGCCACAAGAUGGCUUCCGACAGCCCAGACCCUCUGAUGACCCUCUGCACAGAUUAUUGUCUUUACAACUUGGAGGGGACUCUUUGCUACUUGCUGGACAACGAGACACUCCGUCUCCACCCAGACAUCUUCCUGCCAAGUGAGAUUUGUGACAGACUUGUCAAUGAGUAUGUGGAGCUGGUAAAUGCCGACACUAUCUUUGAGCACAAUGAAAACUUCUUCACACUCUUCUCAGAACCACGCAGCACCAGGCUGGCAAGAAUCCAUUUGCGGGAGGACAUUGUGCAAGAUCAGGACCUGGAAGCCAUCCGAAAACAGGACCUGGUGGAAUUAUUCCUAACAAACUGCGAGAAAUUAACAGCCAAGAGCCUCCAGACCCUGGGCAGCUUCAGCCCCACCCUUGUCUCCCUCAGCCUCUUUGGCUGCACCAACAUUUUCUAUGAGGAGGAGAAUCCAGGGGGCUGCGAGGACGACUUAAACCCAACCCGCCAGGUCUUGGUCAAGGACUUCACAUUUGAGGGCUUCAGCCGCCUGCGGUUCCUCAAUUUAGGCCAGAUGACCAAAGGGGUGAAUGUGGAGAGCCUGCUCCGACCUCUGGCUUCACUGACUGCACUGGACCUCUCUGGGAUCCAGCUCAACGACAUCAUUUUCCUCACCCAAUGGAAGGACAGCUUGGCUUCCCUGGUGCUUUACAACAUGGACCUCUGUGAGGAGCAUGUUCAGGUCAUCGCCCAACUGCGCAAGCUCAGGCACUUGGACAUCUCCAGGGACCGCCUCUCCAGUUAUUACAAAUUCAAAUUGACCCAGUGGGUCCUGAACCUCUUUGUGGAGAACCUGGUCAACCUCACUUCUCUGGACAUCUCUGGCCACAUCAUGUUGGAGAAUUGCUGCUCUUCUAGUGAGGAUGAGAAAGUAGGCCAGACAAGCAUCAGUCCUGAAAUGAGCAGCAUCACCCCUUUAAGGAACCUGAAGCAGCCUCUCCAGUUCCUGGGCCUCUUCGAGACCACCCUUUGCCAUCUCUCACACAUCCCAGCCUACAAGGUUACUGGGGCCAAGAGUGAAGAGCAAGUGCUCAACGCCAUUGAGGCAUAUACUGAGCAUCGUCCUGAGAUCACGUCUCGAGCCAUCAACAACCUUUUUGACAUCACUCGUAUUGAGCACUGCAACCAACACCUGAGAGCCCUCAAGCUAGUUAUAACAGCUCUGAAGUGCCACAAAUACGAUAAGAAUAUCCAGGUGACAGGAAGCGCCACUCUGUUCUACCUCACCCAUGCGGAAUACCGCUUGGAGCAGAGCAUCAAGUUGCGGCGCCAGGUUGUCCAGGUGGUGUUGAGUGGCAUGGAGUCUUACCAGGAAGUCACUGUGCAGCGCAACUGCUGCCUGACUCUGUGCAACUUCAGCAUCCCUGAGGAGGUGGAGUUCCAGUACCGGCGGGUCAAUGAGCUGCUCCUGAAUAUCCUAAACCCAACGCGGCAGGACGAGUCGAUCCAGCGCAUCGCAGUGCACCUUUGCAAUGCCCUGGUGUGCCAGGUGGACAACGACCACAAGGAGGCUGUGGGCAAGAUGGGGUUUGUCAUGACCAUGCUGAAACUGAUUCAGAAGAAGCUGGUGGAUAAAACGUGUGACCAGGUGAUGGAGUUCUCCUGGAGCGCCUUGUGGAACAUCACGGACGAGACCCCAAACAAUUGUGAAAUGUUCCUCAACUACAGUGGCAUGAAGCUCUUCUUGGAGUGCUUGAAGGAAUUUCCCGACAAGCAAGAACUUCAUCGCAACAUGCUGGGCCUCCUGGGAAAUGUGGCAGAGGUGGAAGAGCUCCGCCCACAAUUGAUGACCUCCCAGUUCAUCAGUGUAUUCAGCAACCUGUUGGACAGUGAAGCUGACGGCAUUGAAGUAUCCUACAAUGCCUGUGGAGUCCUCUCCCACAUCAUGUUUGACGGCCCGGAAGCCUGGAUGAUCAGUGAGCCCCGCAGGGAGGAGGUGGUUGACCGGAUGUGGGCAGCUAUCCAGCGGUGGGAUGUCAAUUCCAGGAGAAACAUCAACUACAGGUCAUUUGAGCCAAUCCUCAGGCUCAUCCCUCAAGGAAUCUCUCCAGUGAGCCAGCACUGGGCUACAUGGGCCCUUUACAACCUUGUGUCUGUCUACCCAGACAAAUACUGCCCUCUGCUGAUCAAAGAAGGUGGCCUCCUUCUCCUGAGCGACAUGAUCAAAAUGGCUUCAGCCCGGCCAGAAACGAAGGAAAUGGGAAGGAAAGUCAUAGAACACUGCAAUAACUUUAUGGACAAGAACAUGGACACAUCAAGAUAGAGGCACCCCUGGCUUUCCACCACCUGCCAGCAUUGCAUUCGACAUCUCUUCCCGUUCACUGUACAUAGGUUGGACUUUCUCACCAGCUUAGCAGUUGGAACGAGCCUUUAUGAAUACGUGUGUGUGUCCAUC
Lacerta agilis (Sand lizard) is the source of this 2692-nucleotide messenger RNA. RefSeq names its product zyg-11 related cell cycle regulator (gene ZER1). Gene Ontology annotation, cellular component: Cul2-RING ubiquitin ligase complex. Lineage: Eukaryota; Metazoa; Chordata; Lepidosauria; Squamata; Lacertidae. Gene Ontology annotation, molecular function: protein binding. The transcript has 16 exons. The record is from RefSeq and is a predicted model, not a curated record. The coding region runs from base 266 to 2560 and encodes 764 amino acids.